AUGGUGUUCAACGGCGUGAUGAUACUGAGGGUCGCGCACGAAUCCGCCCGCGCGUGGCAGAGCGCGGUCUGCAUUCCGAUCGCGGAGCGGGUGAGCAGCGACCAGCUGCUGGAUCUCGUCUGCUGCUUCCCUCUCCACCAGCUGGGUCGCGUCGCCCUCUUCAUCUGGACCUUUAUCUGCGUGCCCCCGCCCGACUCCAACUAUUACUCCUACGUCUCCGGCGACUCCGACUCCGAUGACGACGGCAGCAGCAGCGAAACCGCCGUCUUUUACAACGACUACAGCUACGACUCGCAUUCCGAUUGA
Molecule: messenger RNA, 306 nt
Organism: Eucalyptus grandis
Lineage: Eukaryota; Viridiplantae; Streptophyta; Magnoliopsida; Myrtales; Myrtaceae
Exons: 1
Coding region: 1-306 (101 amino acids)
Source: RefSeq, a predicted model, not a curated record